AUAGGUGCCUGAUAAUGGAAGAUGUAAACUGGGAACAAAAGCUCCAAACCCUGACACACAUCCUAACAAGCCCCACGACGUCGCCACCGCUUCACUCUCAGUUCUUCGUCUCUAAACAGAUCCCAUGCUAUCUCAACUGGGACUACCCUCCGGUCCUCUGCACCAAACCCAACUCCGAGACCUUCCCAUCUCUCCACCUCCGAUGGGGUUUCUCUCUCUUCCUCAAAAGGGUCUCCAGACUCGGGCUCCCUGAGACAUCCUGGUGGUGCAAGUGCCCGUACCAGCAGCCUCCACCGUUGAUUCUGGCAAAGGGAGUGGAGGAGGCACGGUGGGACGACGAUCAAAGGAGAGAGUAUGCCCUGAGGCGGUUGAGACGGAAACGCCUAGUCAGUAAUGUCCAUCCCGCUAUUCCUAUUUUAGUUCCAAAUUUGAUAGCCAUUUUACUUCUGUUUUUUCAUCCAGUUCCCCCACUGGAUUGAUGCCUGUAAAAUUCAGAUGGGAUUGUGUAGAAAUUUGGUUGAAAAUGCACUGAAAGAUCUCUACCUGAAUUCAUUUCAUUUGAAGUUAACAGGAGUUUCCCCCUCUGCUGAAGGGUGCAUUUGGCCUUUUACUUUUAAGUUCUUACGUUAUGAAGAUUUUAACCCAUUAAUUGAAAAUUUUAGGAUCUUAACUUUUAAAUCAUCGGAAUCAAUUAAUUUUUUUAUU
Molecule: messenger RNA, 705 nt
Organism: Rubroshorea leprosula
Lineage: Eukaryota; Viridiplantae; Streptophyta; Magnoliopsida; Malvales; Dipterocarpaceae
Source: the annotation of a GenBank genome assembly